Messenger RNA from Leguminivora glycinivorella, 1486 nucleotides. RefSeq lists its product as uncharacterized. Gene Ontology annotation, molecular function: metal ion binding. Bases 1 to 1470 code for a protein of 489 amino acids. Gene Ontology annotation, cellular component: nucleus. The transcript has a single exon. NCBI's taxonomy places the organism in Eukaryota, Metazoa, Arthropoda, Insecta, Lepidoptera, Tortricidae. The record is from RefSeq and is a predicted model, not a curated record.
AUGGAACAAGGAAGAAAUAAAGUGUUCAUAAAUCCUAAUUUUAAUAAGAGACCAAGCAACAACAUCCCUGUGGGGAAUGUGCCAGCAAUGCAUGUUAAUCCAAACUUCUAUCAACACUUCCACAAUGUGCAAUCAUUGUCUAAGCCAAAAAUCUUUAUAAAUCCUAACUUUGUUCGGCCUAAUGUAACCAACAAUCACCAAAUUCAGUAUGUGAGUACUCCACACUCUUAUGUGAAGCCGAGCCCCCUCGCGGACAGUAGUAAUACGUUGAUUGCAACAGGACCUUCACAUACUAGACACAAGUCUCAAAAUGUAGCAAAUCAUAAUUUUGAUAGACCCAGUAGAGUAGAUAAAUCAGUUCCAUAUGUAAAUAAUAAUACUCAUGUUACGAAUUGUUAUAUUAAACCUGGCCCCCUCAGGAACACAUUGGCAGAAAGUUCUACUCAAACCAGCUCAGUUCCACAACAACCCUUCCAGACAAACUCCCGUUACUCCCUGGUGAGGUUUAAGAAACCUGAGGAGCCAUUAAUUAAUAUUAUCAAACCACAAACAAGUACAAUAAAAAUUACCAAAUAUAAAUCUAUCAAACUUACUGAUGUAAAAAAGAAUCUAGACAUUGUGAAACCAGUUGAAAAAGUAACACCAUUUAAAGUUUCUAACAAUCUCAAAUUUUUGAUUAGAACCACCAACAACCAUAAAGUUAUUUCUAAAACCCCCACCAAAACUACAAAUAGGUAUAAAUUUGUCAGAUCCACAAGUGGUAUUGGAAAGCCACAGCUCAAGAGGCAGACAUCCAAUACUUCUAAGAAAAUAAUAAGUAAUCGAACAAGAAUCAAAGCUGUUGGCGUGUACAAGAAAAACAAUAUUCCAUGCCCACAGUUUCGCAAAUAUGGAAAGUGCCUACGUAAAUUAUAUGGAAAAUGCGAGUUUCUUCAUGACAAAAAUCAUGUGUCAAUAUGCAGGAAAUUUCUCAAUGGUGUGUGCCAUAAUAACGAUUGCUUGUUGUCACACGAACUGUCUGAUAAGAAAAUGCCGACGUGCUACUUUUAUCUAAAAGGAAUGUGCACCAAAGACGGUUGUCCUUAUCUUCACGUAAAGUUGAACGAAAAGGCCAAAAUUUGCCAUGAUUUUAUGAGAGGCUAUUGUGAAAAGGGAGAUAAAUGUAUGAAUAGACAUGUGGCCAAAAGCUUAAAUAUAGAUAAAAAUAGAAAACUUAUUUUGAAGAGGGCGACACAGCAAAAGUUGAUUAAAUAUAAACUUGAAAAGAAUAAAGCAAAAAGUAAUACGAGCAGCACGCAAAAAAGAAGAACCAGUAAAGUACACUUGAACCAACAGUCUUCCCAGGAGAAUAAUGACCAUGGUAAUAGGUAUUAUAAGGAGUCAGUAGCAGAAUCAAGUACUAGCGAAAACAUGGAAAUUAAACCAUCAAGAUGUAAAUUGGGCACUUUGCCAUCUUACAUAAAAUUGUAAUAGAUUAGUCCAAUCU